AUGGAGGCCCAAGAAGUUGCAGGAUCUCAGUUCUCUGUUUCGCAGCAGGAGUCAUCUGCAAAGGGUGCAGUUUUAGAAAAUGCAUUAGAUAUAAAGGUAAAUUAAUCAUUUUUUAUUAUUAAAAUGACUUCCUCAUAUGAUUUUUUUUGAUGUUCCAAAUUGAAGUAAUUAUUACUUCAAAAUGAUGUUACUGGUUUUGAAAAUAACUGUUGCGAUGAAUAUGCAGGUAUUUCUACAUGUGACAAGGUUUUAAAAGUGAAGUUCAUCAUUAUUUAUUACUGUUUUGUAGGUUGAGAAAUUCAGCAUUUCUGCUCGUGGUAAAGAUCUGUUUGUCAAUGCAAAUCUUAACAUCACUGCUGGUCGUCGGUAUGGCUUGGUUGGACCAAAUGGGUGAGAUACUCACUGUUGUGGGGGCCUGUGCUUCCAGUAGAUGAAAGUAAUACUGAUGAUGUAAAUAUUAAAUUAUGGUGGAGCACCAUGGGAAACAAAAUUUGAUUAUCUAUGCAUGCAAGAAAUUUUGGUUCUGAGAAGAUCAUCCAUACUUACAUCCAUAUGUAUUUCCAUCCCUUCAUGUAAGCCAGGGUGUAGACUGAGAGAUAAAAAAAAAAAACAAAGGAGAUGAAUUUGUUGGAAGAAAAACGUGAAAAGUUUAUAGCAGCAGUGAGAAAAUGAGAAAUGCUAGUGGCCACCAAGGUGAAAAUGAGCGGCAAUGAAAAAUAUAACAAACAAAGAGGAACACAUACAAGAUUUCCUCAAACAUGUAACAAGGAAGUUUCACGUUGUAGUCAUGCAAAACAACAACAGAGAAAUGUACAAAAAAGUGUGCCGCAUGAGCAAAGUUGUUUUUUUGCUAAUUAUGACCUACAGAUUUUUUUGUCAUUCUCGUAGCUGAUCGCCAUUUAGUGUUACGUGAUUUUAUUUUUUGUUUGAGUAUAAGUAUAUUAACAAAAGCUUUGCUUUUAGCUAGCCCUGGCUAAAUCUGUAUAUUAACCUUUAUUACAAGAGGGUGAUAUUCAGUCCUGAUGGCAUAGUGGUUUAUAUAAUGGCUCUAUUUUUACACGUACUCUUAAAACUAGACUAAUGUUAAGUGAGAGUAUUAUUCUUAUUAUACUGUAAGUAAAAGGCAUAAUGUAAUCAAAAUGUUAAGGUCUCCCAUGAAAUACAAAUACUGUUUGGGUGUUUUAACCAUGUGACAUGCAGAUUACAUACUGCUUCUGCUUAACCUAUAAGUAAAAUGUUUAUUUGCUUAGGUUGACCAGUUCCUGGCAGGGUCAUCACAACAAUGCAUGGUGCCAAUAAUUUUACUGCAGGCCUGUAACGGUCCCUCACCCCUCAUAAGAGAUAGACCACCACACUGGAGACUACAUCCCCUCCCCUUUACUAACAGUGUGUGGGUUCUUUGACAUCCCACAGAAUUUAUAGUGGUGUAAAUGAUUGUGCAAGGAUUGUGAGAUAGGGCCUAUAUGGUUUAUCGCCCUUAUAUUAUCCGAGAAGACUAAAAAAUCUAACCAUUUGCAGAUGUCUUUAAUAGAUGUCUUUUACUGCCGCCUGGUUGGCUCAAUUGGGAGAGCACCGGUCUACUGAGCGGGAGGUCACAGGUUCGAACCCUGGCCGGACCAACACUCAGGGUCUUUAAAUAACUGAGAAGAAAGUGCUGCCUUUGUAAUGACAUCUGCAAAUGGUUAGACUUUCUAGUCUUCUCGGAUAAGGACGAAAAACUGUAGGUCCUGUCUCACAGCACUUACACUUAUCUGGUUCUUGUGGGAACCCACACCACUGUUCAAAAAGAGUAGGGGGCGUAGACCCUGGUGUUGUGGUCAACCUACACACAUCACAUCAUUCACAUCAUGGGCUGGGUGGGUACAGUAAGCUCAUAAAUGGACUGAGAGCGGCUGCCAGUGGUGCCUUUGUGUGCUGACAUCCGAGCUUACUAUAUAAUAUAUUGUAAGAGGGCACGUCUGUUGUCCUCUCAUCCACAACUCUUCAUUCAUUCUCUUCAAAGGCAGCACUUUCUCCUCCCUGAUUCAAAGACCCUGAGUGUUGGUCUGGCCAGGAUUUGAACCAGCAGCCUCCUGCUCAGCAGCCUGGUACUUAUUCAAUUAAGCUAACCGAGUGGCUUAAUUGUCACACCAUUUUACUAAGUUCAUGUAAAAUAAGUAUGUUGUUUUUAAUUCUUCUCUUAACAGCAUGGGAAAAACAACUCUUUUAACACAUAUUGCUGCCAGAAAGCUUGCCAUUCCUCCAAACAUUGAUGUCUUACUUUGUGAGCAAGGUAAGUGAGUGAAGCUGCUCUUUUGUUCCUUGUGGGAAAAAAAAUAUAGAAAAACUGAAUCAUUCUGCAUACUGGUAUCUCGUAUUUCCUUAGAUGUGGAAGCUACUGAGGCACCUGCAUUUGAUGUGGUGUUGAAGGCUGACAAGAAGCGACUUGAGUUACUGGAAGAGGUUUGUUACUUUUUUAUUAUAUUGUAG
Porites evermanni is the source of this 2469-nucleotide messenger RNA. NCBI's taxonomy places the organism in Eukaryota, Metazoa, Cnidaria, Anthozoa, Scleractinia, Poritidae. The record is from the annotation of a GenBank genome assembly.